ACUAGAAGGGCCGCUUACGCAGCCACGACCUUGCUUGUGGGAAUUUGAACCCGUGGCAGAAUAACAAGUAUUCAAAUUGCAGGGAAGAGACGCGCACAAUAACGUUGUCAUUUUGGCGGGCGGUGCGGUGUGGAGAGAAAUUUUUACAUAAGAGUGUAUCACACAACAGUUGAAAACCUAAUGUUGAUGGCGUUGACAUUUAGUGGGUGAGAAAGAAGGCCCAGGAAACGGGUGCUCAGAGGGCGACCCAUCCUUUCCUCAGCCCUUGACCCACAGGGAGAGACUAUGUUGGACACAAAUGAACGAGCACCUGAAAAUAACAUCUCUUGAGUCAAGCUGGAGCGAUUACUUGCUUGUGUGCUAGCCAGGAUGCCACCAAUCACGCCACCGAUUAAGCCUUCAGAAUCCCUGCGAGUUUUGAAGCCUGAAGAGUCACUGAAUAUUGUCGACGCAGGAGGAGUUGAUGAUGUUGUGAUGACUGAGAUAAUGUGGUGUAGACAGAAGGUGGGGGGAUUGACAACAGCAUUCAAUGAGAGGCUCUUCAGACAACCAGCAAGUCCAAUCUUGGAGGUAGAAGAUGAAAUAUUGGGGAAGGAGAUGCGCACCAGAUGGGAGAGGACUCAGAUGGCAGAGUGGCAGAGUGGCAGAGUGGACAACGGAUCGAAACCACAUAAUCACGACCUUGUGACGAAUAAACGAAUAAACAAAUAA
Cantharellus anzutake is the source of this 711-nucleotide messenger RNA. RefSeq lists its product as uncharacterized. The record is from RefSeq and is a predicted model, not a curated record. Lineage: Eukaryota; Fungi; Basidiomycota; Agaricomycetes; Cantharellales; Hydnaceae. Bases 370 to 711 code for a protein of 113 amino acids. The transcript has 3 exons.